AUGGCUCCCACACAAAUUGACCACGACCCCGAUGUUGAGAUGCACGAGGAUGAUGACGAUCAGGCGGAGCGCCUGAUCAACGAGGAGUACAAGACGUGGAAGAAAAACAGCCCUUUCUUGUACGAUAUGAUUUUGGGGAAAGCUCUCACAUGGCCAACUCUGACUGUCCAGUGGUUUCCUGAUAUCAAGGAGCCAGAGGGCGCCAACUACCGCACCCACCGCCUCCUGCUAGGAACUCACACAUCUGAUGACAGCCCCAACUACCUCCAAAUUGCCGAUGUGCAAAUCCCAAAGGCCGUUGCCCCUAACCCUGAUGACUAUGAUGAGGAACGUGGUGAGAUCGGCGGGUAUGGAAAGUCUGGCGAUGUCGCAGCCAUCAAAUGCGACAUUGUGCACAAGAUUGAGCACCCGGGCGAAGUGAACAAGGCUCGCUAUCAACCACAAAACCCCGACAUUAUUGCUACCUUUUGCGUCGAUGGCAAAAUUCUUAUCUUUGACCGCACCAAGCACCCCCUGGUUCCCCCUACCUCGGUAGGCAAGUUCAACCCUCAGAUCGAGUUGGUAGGCCACAAGUCCGAGGGUUUCGGCCUCAACUGGAAUCCCCAUGAAGAGGGCGGUCUUGCCUCGGGUAGUGAAGACAAGACCAUGUGUCUUUGGGACCUGAAGAAGCUGGAAGCCGAUUCCAAGAUUCUCAAGCCCAGCAGAAUUUACACGCACCACACGCAAAUUGUCAAUGAUGUUCAGUAUCAUCCUAUCUCGAAGAACUUUAUCGGCUCCGUAUCUGAUGAUCAAACGCUUCAAAUUGUCGAUAUCCGACAUAGCGAGACUGACAAAGCAGCCGUUGUGGCUAAAAAGGGUCACCUGGAUGCUAUUAACGCUCUCGCAUUUAACCCUCACUCAGAAGUAUUAGUGGCGACGGCUUCUGCAGACAAGACCAUUGGCAUCUGGGACUUGAGAAAUGUCAAGGAAAAGGUUCACACCCUGGAGGGACACAAUGAUGCUGUGACAUCGUUGUCGUGGCAUCCUACCGAGGCCGGCAUUUUGGGUAGUGGUAGUUACGACCGCCGCAUUAUUUUCUGGGAUCUCUCUCGUAUUGGCGAGGAACAACUGCCCGAUGAUCAGGACGAUGGCCCUCCUGAGCUGCUGUUCAUGCAUGGCGGUCACACCAACCACUUGGCCGACUUCAGCUGGAACCCGAAUGAGCCUUGGCUUGUCGCCAGUUCAGCCGAAGACAACCUCCUCCAGGUCUGGAAGGUUGCGGAAUCUAUCGUUGGCAAAGAUGAUGGCGAACUGCCAGUGGAUGAGUUGGACCGAUAA
Clonostachys rhizophaga is the source of this 1317-nucleotide messenger RNA. The record is from the annotation of a GenBank genome assembly. NCBI's taxonomy places the organism in Eukaryota, Fungi, Ascomycota, Sordariomycetes, Hypocreales, Bionectriaceae.